AUGCUGCGAAGCACCGUCGUUCCUAUUCGUCGCAACCCUGUCGCCGUUUUAAACAGGACAAACCCGAGCAAAACCGGGUGGCGCGAACACAAUUUUGACAUGCGAGGAAAUGAUGUUAUGGUAUUCUUGCAUAUUCAGAAAACUGGAGGAACCAUUUUUGGUAAUCACCUCAUCAAAGACUUAGAUAUAGAAAGGCCAUGUGCUUGUACAAAGGAGUCACGCCGUUUGCCAAAGAAAGGAUGGUCGCGAGUAUGCCAUUGUUUUCGACCAGGUUCUACCCGCAUUUGGUUGUUUUCCCGAUUUCAUUUGGGCUGGCCGUGUGGACUCCACGCUGAUUGGACCGAGCACAAAGAGUGUGUUCCAAAUUAUAUGAACAAACGCGAAGGCCGCAAUAAGUUGAGGAAGUUUAUCUAUAUAACGAUCUUAAGGGAACCAGUUUCGAGAUUCGUAAGUGAAUUUUACUUCGUCUUGAGAAAGGGGGAUAUGUGGAGAGGGGCAACCCUUCGAUGUAAUGGGCGAUCCCCAACCAAAGAAGAACUUCCCCCGUGUUUCGAGAGGGAAAACCUGAGUGAUAUUACGUUCGAAGAAUUUAUAGGCUGCCCGUGGAAUCUUGCUUUCAAUCGUCAAACACGAAUGCUGGCCGAUUUACGACGGGUGAAUUGUUACAACACAACAGGAAUUUCAACAGAAAAACGAGGAAAAGUUAUGUUAGAAAGUGCCAUGCGUAAUUUGCGGGAAAUGGCAUUCUUUGGCUUAACAGAGUAUCAAGAGGAAAGUCAAUACUUGUUCGAGAAAACAUUUGGAUUAAAAUUCCAAGAUCCGUUUACGCAGUUCAACCUAAGCGAGACAACCGCCGGGACUAAGACACCCAAAUUCAACAGCUCUAUGUUAAGUCAGAUAAAAGCUUUGAACUCACUCGAUUUAAAACUUUACGAGUUCGCCAGAAACUUGUUUUUCAAACGUUCCAAACGUUUUAGAAAGACGGAUAGAAUCAGCAUGAAAAAGAGAUCAUCUUGA
This is a messenger RNA of Pocillopora damicornis (cauliflower coral), 1017 nucleotides long. Its product is annotated as heparan-sulfate 6-O-sulfotransferase 1-B. Gene Ontology annotation, molecular function: heparan sulfate 6-sulfotransferase activity. Gene Ontology annotation, cellular component: membrane. NCBI's taxonomy places the organism in Eukaryota, Metazoa, Cnidaria, Anthozoa, Scleractinia, Pocilloporidae. The record is from RefSeq and is a predicted model, not a curated record.